AUGCAGCGGGCGGGGGCGGAGGAGGCGGCGGGGUCGCAGGCGGCGGCGGGGGGAGCCGGGCGGAGCGGGGCUGGGCUGGCGGCGGCGGCCCCGGCCGGGCGGCUCCUGAAACGGGAGCUCCGGCUGCUCGAGUCCAUCUUUCACCGCGGCCACGAGCGGUUCCGUAUCGGCAGCGCCUGCCCGGACGAGAUCAGCUGCGAGUUCGUGCCGGGGGCGGGCGCCAGGGCCGGGGGUUCCGCUUCCCGGGGGCCGCCGCCGGGUCCCGUCCGCAUCCACUGCAACAUCACGGAGUCUUAUCCAGCUGUUCCCCCCAUCUGGUCCGUGGAGUCGGAUGAUCCCAACCUGGCAGCUAUCCUGGAGAGGCUGGUGGAAGUCAGGAAAGGAAAUACGCUGCUUCUGCAGCACCUGAAGCGAAUAAUUUCAGACCUGUGCAAACUCUACAACCUCCCCCAGCAUCCUGAUGUGGAAAUGUUGGACCAACCUCUGCCGGCAGAACAGAGCACGCAGGAAGAGGUGUCCUCUGAAGAGGAAGAUGAAGAGAUGCCAGAGGUGAGUGCUGUGUACCAGGCAGCUGUGAGAUGUCUGUUAGAGGUGCUGAGGCCCAGAGGUCGUGUUUGGGUGAAGCUGGAGGAGGCCAGGCAGGACAAGAGACCCAUGGGAGCCGGUUUAAAAUUGGUUUGAUUUCAGCAUUUUCCUGCCUUGCACCCAAAUCCUGGUCACCAAGCAGGAGUGUGGGGUUGGCAAAACACAAAGGACUGCAGCAGCGACUUCUGAGGGCAGGGAAACGAGCUGAGGUCAGAGCCCCUCAGAUGGGUUCUCGCUUUGUGCUGCCACGCUUUGCAAGUCUGAAAUUUCCUCACAAGUAAUUUGAUUUGUGGGAUGCGCGCGUGGGGCCGAGGCGCAGGGGAGCCACGGGGUGGAAAUGGGACUCGUGCAGAGAAGAUGAGGUGGGAUGGCUCGGCGUGCGAGGGAGAUAAUUGGCAGG
This is a messenger RNA of Lagopus leucura (white-tailed ptarmigan), 985 nucleotides long. RefSeq names its product ubiquitin-conjugating enzyme E2 Q1-like. NCBI's taxonomy places the organism in Eukaryota, Metazoa, Chordata, Aves, Galliformes, Phasianidae. The record is from RefSeq and is a predicted model, not a curated record. The transcript has 4 exons. The coding region runs from base 1 to 681 and encodes 226 amino acids.